AUGGCUUUUCUUUUAUAGGCUCAUGCCAAAAUCUGGCAUCUCUACAAUACUUCUUUCCGUCCAACUCAGGGAGGCCAGGUCUCCAUCGCCCUAAGCUCCCACUGGAUCAAUCCUCGAAGAAUGACCGACCACAGCAUCAAAGAAUGUCAAAAGUCUCUUGACUUUGUACUAGGCUGGUUUGCCAAACCCAUAUUUAUUGAUGGUGACUAUCCUGAGAGCAUGAAGAAUAAUCUUUCACGUCUUCUGCCUGAUUUUACUGAAGCUGAGAAAAAGUUCAUUAAGGGAACAGCUGACUUUUUUGCUCUUUCUUUUGGACCCACCUUGAGUUUUCAACUAUUGGACCCCCACAUGAAGUUCCGCCAGUUAGAAUCUCCCAGCCUGAGGCAACUCCUUUCUUGGAUUGACCUUGAAUAUAACCACCCUCAAAUAUUUAUUGUGGAAAAUGGCUGGUUUGUCUCAGGGACCACCAAGAGAGACGACGCCAAAUAUAUGUAUUACCUCAAAAAAUUCAUAAUGGAAACCUUAAAAGCCAUUAGGCUGGAUGGGGUGGACGUCAUUGGGUACACGGCCUGGUCCCUUAUGGAUGGCUUCGAAUGGCACAGAGGUUACAGCAUCAGGCGUGGACUCUUCUAUGUUGACUUUCUAAGCCAGGAUAAGAAACUGUUGCCGAAAUCUUCAGCCUUGUUCUACCAAAAGCUGAUAGAGAAAAAUGGCUUCCCUCCUUUACCUGAAAAUCAACCUCUAGAAGGGACAUUUCCCUGUGACUUUGCUUGGGGAAUUGUUGACAACUACAUUCAAGUGGACACCACUCUGUCUCAGUUUACUGACCCGAACGUUUACCUGUGGGACGUCCACCACAGUAAGAGGCUAAUUAAGGUGGACGGGGUUGUGACCAAGAAGCGGAAGUCCUACUGCGUGGACUUCGCUGCCAUCCGGCCUCAGAUAGCCUUACUCCAGGAGAUGCACGUUUCCCAUUUUCACUUCUCCCUGGACUGGGCCCUGAUCCUGCCGCUGGGCAACCAGUCCCAGGUGAACCACACGGUCCUCGACUACUACCGCUGCGUGGUCAGCGAGCUCGUGCGCGCCAACAUCACCCCGGUGGUGGCGCUCUGGCGACCCGCGGCCCCGCACCAAGGGCUGCCGCGGCCCCUGGCCAAGCACGGAGCCUGGGAGAACCCCCACACCGCCUCGGCUUUUGCAGAGUAUGCCCGGCUGUGCUUCAAGGAUCUCGGCCACCACGUCAAGUUCUGGAUCACGAUGGGUGAGCCGUACACACGGAACAUGACCUACAGCGCGGGGCACAAUCUUCUGAAGGCUCACGCGUUGGCCUGGCGCGUGUACGAUGAAAACUUUCGGGGCUCUCAGAAGGGGAAAAUAUCCAUAGCCCUGCAGGCCGACUGGAUAGAGCCGGCCUGCCCUUUCUCCCAAAAGGACAAAGAAGUGGCAGAGAGAGUUUUGGAAUUUGACAUUGGCUGGCUGGCCGAGCCCAUUUUCGGCUCUGGGGAUUAUCCGCGUGUGAUGAGGGACUGGCUCACGCAGAGAAACAAUUUCCUUCUACCUUAUUUCACUGAAGAUGAAAAAAAGCUAAUCCGGGGUUCUUUCGACUUUCUGGCCGUAAGCCAUUACACCACCAUCCUCGUCGACUGGGAAAAAGAAGAUCCAAUGAAAUACAACGAUUACCUGGAGGUGCAGGAAAUGACCGACAUCACGUGGCUCAACUCCCCCAGUCAGGUGGCAGUAGUGCCCUGGGGCUUACGCAAAAUUCUCAACUGGCUGAAGUUGAAGUACGGAGACCUCCCCAUGUAUAUAAUAUCCAACGGCAUAGACGAUGAUCCGCAGGCAGCGCAAGACAAGCUGAGGGUGUAUUACAUGCAAAAUUAUGUAAAUGAAGCUCUGAAAGCCUACAUAUUGGAUGGUGUCAAUCUUUGUGGAUACUUCGCUUAUUCAUUCAAUGAUCGCACAGCUCCAAAGUUUGGCUUCUAUCAUUAUGCUGCAAAUCAGUUUGAGCCCAAACCGUCCAUGAAACAUUAUCGGAAAAUGAUUGACAGCAAUGGUUUCUCGGGUCCUGAAACUCUGGGGAGAUUUUGUCCAGAAGAAUUCACCCUGUGCACCGAAUGCGGCUUUUUUCAUACCCGCAAAUCUUUACUGGCUUUCAUAGCUUUCCUACUUUUUGCUUUUAUUAUUUCUCUUUCUCUGAUUUUUUACUACUCUAAGAAAGGCAAAAGAAGUUACAAGUAG
Molecule: messenger RNA, 2238 nt
Organism: Puma concolor (puma)
Lineage: Eukaryota; Metazoa; Chordata; Mammalia; Carnivora; Felidae
Source: RefSeq, a predicted model, not a curated record